AUGACUCGACACAAUCUGAAGGAUCAUAUUUCCUGGUUGUUGUCCCAAAAGAUUGCCUUACUUAGCGCACCGAUUCCAGCAAACGUCGAGGAACAACUAUUGGCACCACAUAUCGAUACGGACUUGUCGGAGGAGGAAGAGGAAGAGAUACAUAGUGCUUCAUUAAGUCGCUCAACGGAACAAACUAUCGUUGGCACCAUUGCCCCUCAGCAGCAGUUUACUCGACCUGUGUUGCCCAUUUCGAACUUAAGACCGCCACCUCGAGAUACGUUAAACAGCAUCGAGACAGCACGAAUGGGAAAGCUUGUCUCAGCUCAAAGGUCUAUGGUGCCGGUUCUCCAGAGUCAACGCCAGCUUGCCACUCCUUCCUCUACGACGUCAUCUGUUGCACCUUCAAGAGGCACCCCGGCAGCAAGGGCUUCAGUUGACCGUACAUAUGCGAGGCCCGGACGAUUGUUACCAACACCACAGACACCGAGACAAACACCCCGACCCGAGCCAAAACAUUCGGGUAUAGAAGCGGUGGACUUGACAGCUGACGAUGAAGUAGACGUGACUGCUUCGCGCUCGAGUAGCACGGAAGCUUUUGGUGACUCCCACGUACUAUGGAGGGAAGACUCGGCAUCUAGAGCGGAACCGUUGGAGAGAACAAGCAAGAAAAGAAAAAGCGACGGUAUAUCAUCAGGAACGACGAGUAAAAGUCAGGAACGGAGCAGGAAGACCGUAGUCAUCAGCAAACCGUCACGCGACAACAGCCCGGAUGGUUUCAAGGAUGUUGAUGAUUAUAUGGUCUCUCAGAACGAUUUAAAACCCAUCCGAGCGAACAGCGGGCGGCCAGUCCGACGCGCUGUAGAAGAUACCACUUCCGAUGAUGAAUUGGGGCAGCCUGAAUUCACAGAGACGACUGACCGUAUCGAAACGCGUGUCCGACAUAGUCGUUUUCCAUCUGCAGUCACGAGGAGCGGCUCAAACGACAGUCACAUUUCACAUUUGCCGACGAAAUGGCCUUCAGAUGGCCAGGAACAGACGGGGCAGUCCAGCAUACAAGUCGCCGCAUCUCCAACUCCUGGAUUGACGCCAACUACAGCCGCAGCCUCAGCAAAACCGACAAGACGUCGUCCGGUGCGGCAAACGAUAAUACAAGACUCGGAUGAUGAAGAUCAAGGCGAACUUGAGCUGACCCCGAUAAAGGUGGUGAAAAGCAGUCCGGCCGCUGGAGAUGGCUCGAAGACUUGGCAACAGUUACCACGGUCUGAUGUGAAAGUUGGUGCUACACAAGAUGUUAAACUUUCAGUAUCACGAACUGGGAGUCCGCUCCGUCCGCUUUCCCAGAGUGUUACGAACCGUCGAGAUCAAGCCAUCUCUCCCUCUCAGCGUAAAUCUCAAGUACAUCUUGAAACACCGUCUAAACGCCCCUUUCACUCUUCUGGAUUACAAAGUUCCUCCUCUACUGCCACGGCAGGUGAUCGGGAGCUAUUGAAAUUCUUUCUGAAGCAUGCAUCUGCGCUUCAAACCUACCGGCAACGCGUUGAUAAUUUACUCGCUGAGAAUUCAAUAGUCUCAAUGAAAUAUCUGGAUGAAGGCGACAAACCACCCGCAGCUGUUAAAGAGCAGCGAGAAAACUUGCUUUCUAAGCUCAAGUCAUAUGAUAACCUUAAGAAGUUCGGCCAAAGUUAUAGGACCCUGGUCAGUGACAGGAAAAUGCUUCAUCAAAAGAUUAGUGCUCUUUUAGAAGAUGAUGAAGACACUGCUUCUGCCGAAGAACGUAUGACCAACUUGUCUUCGGAUAUCAAAACCAUAGAACUGGAAAUCAUACAAGCCUUACAUCUGUCAGGGGCAGUAAAUGAUGGAUAUGGAUCCGUACAGGAUUCCGACAUCAAGCAAGCUCCACCCACAGCUUCCAAGGGUACAGAAUUUGCGCCUUCUGGGCAGAGCAGCGGGCAAGUAAUUCUACAAACCCAGUUCCCUACACUCCCGCCACGUGCCUCGUCUUCGAGCAUCAAGAACGCGCGGGAAUGCCUUCGACAGAGUUCACCCCGAAACAGAACCUUACCACGCUCGUUGGAAUUCGACGAACCAGGCUCACCAUCUCCAAUCCGCCACUCCGUCUGUCCUGUAUCCCACCAACAGCAAAGCCUCAAGACAAAUCAAACUUCUUACCAAAGUCGAAUACCCCCACCGAACUUUUUGCAAUCCGCAUCGCCUAUGGAUUAUGGGUAUGACGACGAAGAUGACGAGGCUCUGAACAACCUGCUUGAAGAUGAGCAACAGUUGUCCGAGCAUAUAAUGAACCACGCAACUCCAACUGCUGCUAGUGAGGACGAUUUCGGGGAAUUUGAUGACGACGACCUACUCGAGGUUACACAACACGUUGAGACCCGACAAGAACACGCAAAGUCAUCAACUAAACCAUACGAAACUCCACGCAAUGCUUCUACUAGCUCAAGACUGCCUGACAACCAUUCAAGAGCUGAUGUUAAUAAAUCGACGAUGUAUACAACUAUGGAUCCCGCACAUGCUAGCAUGAUGAAACAUCCAUGGUCAGCUGAUGUCAAAAAGGCUCUAAGAGACCGUUUCGGUUUGCGAGGCUUUCGUCAAAACCAGCUAGAAGCUAUCAACGCAACACUAGGAGGCAAAGAUGCUUUCAUUCUUAUGCCAACCGGUGGCGGAAAAUCUCUCUGCUAUCAGUUACCCGCGGUUGUGCAAUCUGGGAAGACUCGAGGGGUUACACUCGUUGUAUCACCUUUGCUGAGUCUGAUGAGCGAUCAAGUGGACCAUUUGAAGGCUCGCAACAUCCAAGCGUGUUUGAUUAGUGGCGACACUUCUAAAGAAGAGCGGAGUAUCGUAUUUGCUGCUCUGGAAGAACGCAAGCCAGAACAGUACAUUCAGCUUUUGUAUGUUACUCCCGAAAUGGUAGCAAAUAGUCGCAAGCUUGAAAGCACACUUGAUAAGCUGCACAGAAUACAGAGACUUGCCCGUAUUGUCAUCGACGAGGCACACUGUGUGAGCCAAUGGGGUCACGACUUUCGUCCAGACUACAAAUCACUCUCAAAAUUACGGGAUCGUUACCAUGGAGUUCCAUUUAUCGCAUUGACGGCCACAGCAACAGAAGCUGUCAAGCUCGACUGCAUUCAUAAUCUAGGUAUGACAAACUGUGAGCAGUACAAGCAGAGCUUCAAUCGACCAAAUUUGUACUAUGAAGUUCGCACUAAGAAAGGGAAAGGCGUCUCAGAGGAAGUUCUCAAAAAUAUGUCUGAACUCAUUUUAAAGGAUUACAAGAACAUGUCUGGUAUAAUCUACACAUUAUCUCGCAAAGGAUGUGAAGAUCUGGCAGAGAAGUUGCGCGAGAAAGGCAUUAGGGCUCACCAUUUCCAUGCCUCUAUGGACGCUGUAGAGAAACACCAGGUCCAACGUGACUGGCAAGCUGGCAAGCAUCAAGUUGUGGUUGCGACGAUCGCUUUUGGCAUGGGCAUCGACAAGGCAGACGUUCGUUUCGUCAUACAUCAUACAAUGCCAAAAAGUCUGGAAGGCUACUACCAAGAAACUGGCCGCGCUGGCCGUGAUGGAAAACCUUCGGGAUGCUAUCUUUAUUACGGAUAUCAGGAUACUGCUGUGUUGAGAAGGUUUAUAGAAGAUAGUGAGGGUGGCCCGGAGGUUAAGCAGAGCCAACGCGCGAUGCUGAACAGGAUGGUGCAGUUUUGCGAAAAUCGCAGUGAGUGUCGGAGAGUCGAGGUUCUGGCUUACUUCGGAGAACGGUUCUCCAAAGAAAAUUGCAAUCACAGCUGCGACGCUUGCAACUCUGAUGCUGUAUUUGAGCCGAAGGAUGUCACUUCUGAGGUCAAAGCCGUCAUUAAGAUAGUCAAAGCAUUGAGGCACGAAAAUAUUACUCUUCUCUACCUUGUAGAUCUCCUCCGAGGAGCAAAUACCGUCAAAAUAAGAGAAUCGGGACACAGCGAGUUAGACGGAUAUGGAGCUGCCAAAGAAAGCCUAAAAGCCCACGAGCUUCAACGUCUAUUUGUGCGUCUUCUAAUAGAGGGCGUUCUCGAUGAGUAUAGUAUUAUGUCGAGAGGCGGCUUCGCCCAGUCAUACAUCAAGACUGGACGAAACUACCAGAGCUUUGAAAGUGGAGCGCGAAGAUUAAAACUCGUUCUUAAAGUCUCCGGAUCACCAGAUGGAGUUGGCAAAGGGUCAAAGCGGCCGGCUUCUCACACAGGAGAUCUCCAGAAUUCCGUGAGAUCCAGAGCACUACCACCAUCGACAAUGUUCACAUCACCCGUUCGGCCACCCACCCGGCGAAUCAAUACUCACGCGCAAGGAAAGCGUGCAAUUCGACAAGACGAAAGUGACGGACCCACAUCCGAAGAUGCCUUCGAGCAGGCCGCGCCUCGUCCCGCCAAACCCUUCGAGCGAAAAACGAGGACAUUGGGGCCUCCUAUAACUUCAGAUGCCAUGACUGAUCUUUCCGACCUGCAUCAAAUUUGUGUGGAUGCCUUCGUUGAUAAAGCGAUGAAAAAGGACGAAAAAAUCCGCAACAUAAAGAAUUUAAGAAAAGCUCUUUUCAGCAUGACCGAAUAUCGACAGAUGGCGAUUCAUUGGACUACUAGUAAGGAAAAAAUGGUGGGUCGAGGUUUGAACGAAGAGAAGGUGAAUCUCUGGGGAGACAAAUUUAUUCCUCUGAUUAUGGAGGCUUAUGAAAACUACGAAGCCAUGGUCCACGACAAUACGGAUAUGGACGUCAAUCAUCAGAAUGUGAUUGACUUAGUAAGCGAUGAAGAUGGAGAAGAUGAUGAAUAUCCGGGUGGCACCAAUGAAGAUGACGAUGACAACAUAUCCGUCACCGAAGAACCCUCGAAGUACUUCGCUACAAAUAACGUACGUGCAUUCAACGAGAGCUUGGCUCAGGCACAGUCUCUCCCGCAGAGCUAUCAACCGAGGCCAGCUCCACAAAGUAAACCAUCAAGAGGCGGAUUUGCUAGUCGUGGCAAGUUUAAGGGAGGAAAGAAGUCUUACAAUCGGCGAAGUACGGGAUCUAACUCUGGCAAGGGCGAGUCUAGUCGCUCAGGUGUCUCGAAAAGAGGCCAAGCACGGAAAACUUCAGCUGGAAGCAGGAAGGCAGCAACGAGCAGAGGAGGUGGCGCCGCUAAUGGCAAUUUAAUGGCUGCCUUCGGCAAUCGGAGUGGAGGGGGAAUCGGCGCGAUGCCAACAUGA
This is a messenger RNA of Glarea lozoyensis ATCC 20868, 5208 nucleotides long. Its product is annotated as P-loop containing nucleoside triphosphate hydrolase. Gene Ontology annotation, molecular function: four-way junction helicase activity; ATP binding; 3'-5' DNA helicase activity. The coding region runs from base 1 to 5208 and encodes 1735 amino acids. The record is from RefSeq and is a predicted model, not a curated record. Gene Ontology annotation, biological process: DNA replication; double-strand break repair via homologous recombination. NCBI's taxonomy places the organism in Eukaryota, Fungi, Ascomycota, Leotiomycetes, Helotiales, Helotiaceae. The transcript has 3 exons. Gene Ontology annotation, cellular component: nucleus; cytoplasm; RecQ family helicase-topoisomerase III complex.